Zea mays is the source of this 1097-nucleotide messenger RNA. RefSeq lists its product as uncharacterized. NCBI's taxonomy places the organism in Eukaryota, Viridiplantae, Streptophyta, Magnoliopsida, Poales, Poaceae. Bases 198 to 755 code for a protein of 185 amino acids. The transcript has a single exon. The record is from RefSeq and is marked validated.
CACGCGCGCAUCCCGCAGCCGCGCGAUCCGUCCGCUUCCUCCUCCCCGCGCCCGCAGCCCCCGCCGCCGAUGCCAGCCGCCGCGCCCGCGCAAGGGAAGUUGCUUCCCAAAUCCCGCAGACAAGAUUUAAUCCCGUGAUUCUUCCCAUCCAUGGCAGCCGUGCCCGCAAACCGCGCCUCCCCACGACUCCCACUUCCAUGGCGUCGCCCCCUUCCAUCCAUGGCAGUCACGCUCCCUCUGCGCCCUUCCAUCCAUGGCUGCGGCUCCCUCCGCGCCGCAAUUCUUCCCAUCCUCUCCUUCCGCGCGGUUUGCGGCUACCAAUCCUCUCCCUCUGCGUCGUGUUCUUCCCAUCCUCUCCCUCCGCGCCGGAUCUCGCCCCAUGUCCACCAACGCCGGUGUCCGUGAUGGCGCGCUCGGGGCAGCGGUGGACGCAGCCUUUGCCAGGCGUGUGCUCCAGGCCGAGGCCCUCCUCGGGUACCUCUCCGCGCUGGCCACCAGCCCGCGUGCCGAGGGCGACAGGGUGGACCCCGCCGUCGCCGCGGCGCAGCUCGGGGCGCUCGGCCGGUGGAAGGGCUCGGCGAGGGGCCUUCCCGAGUACACGGUCGUCCACGGCAUCGAUGGUGCCGUCGUCGCCGCCCCUGGGAGAGCCAAAGCCAAGCAGAGGAGGCCGCAGUCGACCGGAUUUGGGAAUCCUGCUCCUGCCAAACGGGAUGAACGGAAGGAAGCAAAAUCUUUCUGGGGUUGAUUUGGCUUGAAGGAAGCGGGAUCUUUCUGGACAAUGGCUGUCUAGCUUCAUCCAUUCUGGUAACAAAGAAAAAAACAAGAAACAUCUGGUAUCUGAGUCCAGUAGAAAGUUGUGCAAAGAGAAGAGCAAAAUAUCUACACCAGACGUCUCUUUUAGGUACAGAGGGAUGGAGUCUUGUAAGAAGGUAGCUGCAAGCUUGAAGUCGUGUGAGCCAUGGGGGAACAGGGCAUCCUGGACAAACGCCGUUGGGCCAGGUUGGAAGUUGAGCUUUGCUGUUGAGCCAUGGACUAAGGGCUUUAGCGCGUCGUGUGCGGCGCCAUAUUCUGCUGGAGCCACAGAGCAUCAAUUAUCG